AUGGCGGGGUCACUAAGGCAGCUGUGCCUGUGGACACGAAGCUUGUUGUGUUCUCUGACUUCCAGCUGUGUUCCCUGCACCUGUCUUUACCUUCUGUUCUGGACGUUGCUGGAAUGUCUGCUAGUUUUCCGUAUCAACCCCGUGGAGGAACAGAAACAUUUUGCCUUUUCUGAACGAGACUUUGCGCGGCACCUCCCUUUCCUGGGUUUGUUUCACCCAAUUCCCUGCACUCAGCUGAGCGCCCUCGGGCACUGUCUCUGGAGGGCAGGCGACCCCCUGGAUCUGAAACCAGCUUGUGGCCUCUGGACAAAAUGUCCUCGAAUUAAAGGAAGGAAUGUAACUCCAAAGAAAGAAAAGUCAGCUCCAGGUUCAUUCCCUGCAGCUCAGCUGGCUGUUUAUGUCUCUACAAAGCAUUCACCCCAGAAAGGAAUGUGUACAGCCGGAGGCAUCGCAGAAAACAACACACCCCAAUGUCAGGGUUCCUGCACUCCGCCCUCAGGGCAGCCAGGCCAAGAACAGGAGUUGAUUCUUGACGGAAAGCUCCAAAUGAGACCGGACCUUGAAGGUUCUGCCCUGGAGCACUGGAGGCUGGGGCGGGGGCUUACAUUCCUCGCUGCAGACGGAAGCUCUCUGGAGGCUACUGUCGAGGGUCAGCCUCGGCCUCUCCGUGGCGACACCAUCCGCUAG
This is a messenger RNA of Felis catus (domestic cat), 687 nucleotides long. RefSeq lists its product as uncharacterized. NCBI's taxonomy places the organism in Eukaryota, Metazoa, Chordata, Mammalia, Carnivora, Felidae. The coding region runs from base 1 to 687 and encodes 228 amino acids. The record is from RefSeq and is a predicted model, not a curated record. The transcript is spliced from 5 exons.